This is a messenger RNA of Pipistrellus kuhlii (Kuhl's pipistrelle), 3289 nucleotides long. It is a transcript of the gene DIRAS1, whose product is annotated as DIRAS family GTPase 1. Gene Ontology annotation, molecular function: GTP binding; GDP binding; GTPase activity. The coding region runs from base 121 to 717 and encodes 198 amino acids. The transcript is spliced from 2 exons. The record is from RefSeq and is a predicted model, not a curated record. Lineage: Eukaryota; Metazoa; Chordata; Mammalia; Chiroptera; Vespertilionidae. Gene Ontology annotation, cellular component: plasma membrane. Gene Ontology annotation, biological process: signal transduction.
CACGGAGCCGGCCAGCAGCAGCGGCGGCGGCGCCCCAGGGACCAGCGCCCAGGGUCGGCCUGGGGUAUUGGCAGCUGGCAGGAGCCCUCCUGGCUCCGACCUCCACCCCCGGCGCGGAAGAUGCCUGAGCAGAGCAAUGACUACCGGGUGGUGGUGUUUGGUGCGGGCGGCGUGGGCAAGAGCUCGCUGGUGCUGCGCUUCGUGAAGGGCACAUUUCGAGACACCUACAUCCCCACCAUCGAGGACACCUACCGGCAGGUGAUCAGCUGCGACAAGAGCGUGUGCACGCUGCAGAUCACCGACACCACCGGCAGCCACCAGUUCCCGGCCAUGCAGCGGCUGUCCAUCUCCAAGGGCCACGCCUUCAUCCUGGUCUUCUCCGUCACCAGCAAGCAGUCGCUGGAGGAGCUGGGGCCCAUCUACCAGCUCAUCGUGCAGAUCAAGGGCAGCGUGGAGGACAUCCCGGUCAUGCUGGUGGGCAACAAGUGCGAUGAGACGCAGCGAGAGGUGGACACCCGUGAGGCCCAGGCGGUGGCCCAGCAGUGGAAGUGCGCCUUCAUGGAGACGUCGGCCAAGAUGAACUACAAUGUCAAGGAGCUCUUCCAGGAGCUGCUCACGCUGGAGACACGCCGGAACAUGAGCCUCAACAUCGACGGAAAGCGCUCCAGCAAACAGAAGAGGACAGACCGCAUCAAGGGCAAAUGUGUCCUCAUGUGAGCCUGGGAUGCCCCCCUGCAGACAGCCCCUGUCCUGGCCCCUGUUCCGGCCCCACGCCACCCCCACACCAUCCUGCAGCCACUGCCUUCUCCUCUCUCCCCAUCUUCCUAAUUCCCUUCCUCUCUCUCCUUUUCACGUCCACUUCUCUGCCAUCAGCCAACAUCCCCGAUGGGGACACUGAGGCCCUGGUGAGCCCUGCAGGUCUGGGGCUCCGUCCUUCUGCCUUCUGCUCUGUCUCUCUGCCCCCACUCCUGUCUGUGACCCCCCAAAGCCAAGUGCUAGAAAUGGCCCCCUUGAUCGGCACAUGGGAAAGUGGGGAAGCUGUCUGUCCCUGUGGGGACCGAGGACACUGGAUUUUCCCACCUCUGCCUGUCUCUGUUCCUCCCAGGACCCCCAUUUCUGGUCCUUUCCUUUGGGUGCCCCCAGCCAGACCUGUGCCGCCCUACCCAUUAGAUCACUGUGACCUUGCUGGGAGGGACAAGUGGAAAUGCACAGGAACCUUACAUUUUGUUUUCUCCUACUUGGUGUUUAACAUACACUCCUACUCCCCACCUCCGUCCUUCAUGACCUCUGGCCUGUGCUCCCUGUCCCAGGUCCUUGACCAUGUCUCUCUCCACAGUUGGGGGGGAGUGGCUUGCAGGAUGGACCUCAGGCCAUCAGGCAAUAACCACAGGGCUUGUGGCCGUGCCCUGCCAGCCCAGAACCCCACUCCUCUCCCAGCCUGGGCCUGGGGUGCAGGCAAGGGAGGCCCAGGACUGGCUGAUGGCCACAGCACAACUCGGGGACUGCCAGGUGUAAAAAUGGGGGGGCUUUUCUGGACACGGCCUACAGAGAUUGGCACAGCGCAUCACCACUGAGCCCUAGGCAGGGGUCUGGGAUGCUGGGUGGGUGCCUAGGGCUCUGUCCAGAGGGGUAAGGCAGAACCCUGCCUAGCCCACUUCCUCCCACCACCUGUACCCCGGAGAGGGGGACCCCAGGAAGGCUUGUGUCUUGCAGUUGGGGUGUCUCUGCAACCGUGAGAUUCUGAGCGUUUUGGUGUACGAGUCUAGGUAUCUCCACACUCUUGGGACUGUGUCUGACGAUGACAGGCUAGGGUUGGGGAGUGACCAUGGGAUGGUGCAUUUGUGCAAAUUGCUGUGUAGGGGCCAAGGUGUCUAUAUAUGUGUCUGUGUGUGCCUGUGUGUCUGUGUGUGCCUGUGUGUCUGUGUGUGUGUGUGCCUCUCACUGGGGUGGAACGUGCAUGUGGCAGUCUGUAUAUUUAAUAACAUAGGAGCGGGUGGUGGCGUUGUUUACAGGUCAGGGUAUUUGUGAUGUAACAGCAUGAGUGUGGCUGUAAGUGCCUGUGUUUUCGGGACUGAGUGACGUGAUUUAUUGGGGAGAAUCUGUGAACCUGUCUUGUUCUCACUGUGUCUUACGCUAUAGCAAGGUGACUCUCAGCUAAAAAAACAAACAAAAAAAACACCUGUAUCAGUCAGCUACUUCUACAUAACAAAUGACCACAAACUCAGCAACUUGAAACUAUACACAUUUAUCAUCUCCCAGGCCUGGCUUAGCUGGGCCUUCUGUUCGGGGUCUUCUGAGGCUAGAUCAGAGAGCUGCGCAGGCCUCAGUCUCCUCUGGAGGCCUGCCUGGGAAGCACCCGCUCCCAGCUCCAUGCUCCUCUGCAGCUGGCAGUUCCCUGCAGCUGCAGGACCCAGCACCUCAGCUGCUCACUGGCUGUUGACGGGAGUUGCCCUCAUGUUCUUGCCCCACGGGCAUCUCCCUGGGCCUCUUGCAGCAUUGGGUGCCAGAAAGCUGUAUGUGUGUAUGCUUGUGUGCUUGUGUGCACUCUGAGACUGAACUGUGUGUGAGAGAGAGAGAGAGAGAGAGAGAGAGAGAGAGAGAGAGAGAGACCACAUAGGACUAUUGAGAGACUGUUUGUGUCCAACUUAAUGAAAGAGUGUUUAUUGUUCACGUGACUGCUUACUCCAAAAUGCUAUGGGACACACUAUGAGAGAGAGGGAGUGUGUAUGUGCGUGUGCGUGUGUGUGUGUGUGUGUGUGUGUGUGUGUGUGUGUGUGCAAGCACACACCUGUGACUGCCAGGCACAUGGAUGAGCCCACGGAAGAAUUGGUGGCAUUCUGUCUGAUCACAGCUGAGUCUCCUUAUCCUGUGGUAGGUCCAGGGCCCACCAACAGCUGGUGUUGCUCCCUCCUCUGCCCCAGGAGUGGUUCCUGGGCCUUGAAGGUGCCUGAGUGGGUGAGGCUGGGCACUGGGUCUGCGGCCCUUUCUCAGGGACACACCCUGAUAGCACAAUCUCCCUGGGGCCCCGCCCCUCCAGGCUUCUCCUGCCUCAGGCCCUGCCCUGCCCCUGGGGUCUGAGAGGCUCUGCGGCAGGAGGGGCAGAGCCUGCCCAGGCUAUCGGCCUGUCCUGCCUGGGUGUCCUUGAGUCUGGGGACCAUGCCAGGCCAUGCUUGCUGUAAUCCUGUUUCUGCCCGUUCUCCCCCUGCAUGUGUACCCCCACCCCCAUUGUGGGGUCUGUGUAGUAUUCGCUCUAGAAAUAGUCUUUCCUGCAAUAAAGAAGUGGAUCCUA